ACAGAGUGGGCCGCCGGGUCUCCCCUGCAAUGCAGCCCCUCCUAGCGAGGGCGGAAGCGCUCCCCGCCCCCUCUCGGCCUGACUCGGCUAAUUCGAAUGAUAGGUUCCGGAACACGCCACCCAGGCUGGAGCCUCGCCACCGGCUCGCGCGGCACCCCCUGCUCGCCAGCACCCUCCAGCUGGCUGGGGUGCGCUGGCCGAGCGGCUGAUCGCCCCCCGACUUAGACGUACGGGUUAAAACGUCUUCCCGCUGGGCAGCAAGAGCGGCCCUCCUUCCCCACUUGGGAGGACUCAAGGGCACUUGGGGGAGGCUGGCACAGGACCCCAGCGCGCGGCCGCCUCUGCGCCGGCGGCGGCAGGUGGGCAGGCCCGGCCCGGCGCAGACACUUGGGGUGCUGCGGGUGCACUUGGGGCGCAGCGGGGCGUCCCGCUGUCCCCCCCCCCCCCCGCGGGCCACGCCGUGCGCCCCGGGGCAGGCCUGGGCGGAGCGCUGCGCUCGGCUCGCGGCCCGCGCGGGUUUCGUAAUCGCGUCGCCGGCGUUUCCGCCCUCGGCCGGCCCCACCUCUGCCGGCCCGCCCUCGACUCCCCGCGGUGCCGAGCAGCAGCCCGGGAACCCGGAGUGGCGGAGCGAGCCCCCGCCCGCAGCGGCCACCGCCUGCCUGGACGCCGGGGAGCCGCAGGAUCCCACAUCUAAAGGAGACAGUGCCUGCCCAAGCCUCUUGCUAAUGCUUCUAGUGGCUCCCGGUUCUGACCUUCACCGCGCGCACAGCUCAGGGUCUCUAGGAUUCCCGAGCCAUCCAGCUGUGUGAACCGAGGGGUUGUUACACCUGAGAGUGAGGACUGGCUGGUUAGUACAGAACAAGAGCCCCCUGGGGCCCCUGGCGGAGGCCCGAAGCUGGAACCAUCGGGGAAUAUGAGUGAAUUUUGGCACAAACUGGGCUGCUGCGUGGUCGAGAAGCCUCAGCCGAAGAAGAGGAGAAGACGGAUUGACCGCACCAUGAUCGGGGAACCCAUGAAUUUUGUCCACUUGACUCACAUUGGCUCGGGAGAGAUGGGGGCUGGAGAUGGACUUGCCAUGACAGGUGCAGUUCAGGAGCAGAUGAGAUCCAAGGGGAACAGAGACAGACCGUGGAGCAAUUCUAGGGCCUUGUAGCUCCCAUGGGACUGGCUCUACAGUCUUGGCGUGCCCGUUUCAUGUCCAGCCCAGAAGAAAUGCCGCCCUCACCAGAUCCCUUCUACAACCAGUGACCCAAGGCUCCUUCCUCCCCUCUUCCUAACAAGUGCCUCAGAAGGCAUGGGGGCUGGACUCCCUCCACGCCCUCUGGCCUCCACCCCUCCUGGAGAUGGGGUCAUGGCAGCAGGGCUGACCAAGUGACUUGCUGGUGGGCCAGAGGUGCUCAGCCAAAGCUCUGGGCACCCUAGAUCUGAGCUGGGGCUUCUCUGGGAACCUGGAAUGAGUUCCCUGCUCCUGAAUGAAGGUCGGGUGCCACCUGUUUAAACUUCUUGCCUUUCCUCUUUGACUGAGGCAGGUAGGUGAGGGUCUGCAGCUGCCCCCUUUCCUUCUAGAAUAAGCAAUGCAGCGGUCGGGGGCGGGGUUACCACUGCCCAGUCCAUGCUGGAUUUUAGACCAUAAGCUCACAGCCCUCCAUGUCUCUCUGCUGGUGCCAGGGUCUUGCUCCAGUUAGACCUCUAAUCCCAUGCUUCUGUAGUAUUAAUAGCUUCCCAGAAAUAUUCUUUUUUUAAUUAAUUAAAAUUUUAAUUUAAGAUGAGUUCUUUUAAUUACCCCCCAUCCUGCUGCUCUCUCCGCCCUUGCCCUGUCCCUUUUGGGAACCUUAUUGUUGCCCAUUGAAGAAGAGGUGAGGAAUGGCUCUUAGUUUGACCACAUUCUGUUUAAGACCUCAGCGUCCUGGCCUGCCCUCUGUCAGCCUCCCUGCUGGCCAGGUGAAAGGAAGAGGGGAGUUCUGUGUGAAAGCCAGGAUGUAGCAAAGUGAGCUGUAUCUCAGGGUGGACUUCCUGUUAGGAUUGACAGUGGUGAGGGACAGAUUGAAAGGACUCUUGGAACACAGGUCUUAAGUCCUUUAUGGAAGCCUAGCUUUUCUGCUCCAACAGUUCAGACAGUUUGGGCUGCGUAAUUCUUUGUAAUCAGGGCUGUCCUGCAUACUAUGAACAACAGCAUCUCUGGCCCACCCUAGUGUGGCAACCAAAAUGCCCCCGGAAAUUGCCAAAUGGCUCCUAGGGACACAGUUACCCACAGUUGAGAGCUGCAGCUUGAGAGGUCAAGAUAUGUUUUUUCUCAAGUGAUUUCCACACCCCCACCCCCGCCCCCCAAGCCUGGUUAUUCAUCCUGAGCCAUGGGUGAGCCAGCACCCUCAUAGAACAGGCUCAGCGGAGCUGCGCAUCUUCUCUGAAUGUAUGCUUGUGCUUGCAUGGGCUCAAGUCUCUGUGACAGACGUGUACGAUGUGUCUCUGUUUUUGAUCUCUGCAAGAGGGCCUCCCACAGUUCGGAGACAUGAACAGGGUAUGCUGGGAUAGGAGAAGAGGGCUCAGAAGCCGCCCGUGUGCUGGGCCCCUCUGUGUUCGAGUCCUUGAACCCAGCGUAAGACUCAGGGAGUUUGUGUGGAAGAUUGAGUGUCACUCACCACGUGGCUGAAGAUCCUGCCUUAGAUUGAAGCACUGUAGGAGCAGUCUUUAGGCCCUUUGUUUCCUCGGGGCUUUUGUUCUGGCCCUUUCUUUGCAGGCUGAUUAGAAAGGCAGAACAAGACAGGUGAGCUGCUGCCUGUCCUAGAAGAGAGGGCUGGGGUCUCAUUAGCUCUGUAAUAGGAAGCUUGUUGUGUGGUAAUGGGCCAGGGCUGUGGAAACCGAUCCACCCCUGCCGACUCCAUCCAGUUACCCCUCACGUAGUGACAGGUUUCCGUUUGUCCGGAGCUCAGUGUGCUCCUGUGGUUUUUCAGGCUCUAGCAUUGCUCGUGGACGCCCAUUCCCAGUUACUCACAGUUCCAGUCAGGUCUGCCUGCCUCCCUGGAGGGAGCUACCUUGUUGCCCUAGAGGAGCUCAUUAGUUGGAGGCUACAUGAACACUUCCUGGCAGCACGCUCCCAGGAAAGCCAUGAACAUUCAGUCACAGUGUUCUGUGGACUCUGGGGUUGACAGGAGGGGAUGAGGUGUGGGUGAAGCCAAGCUCCAGCCUUUGUUAACUAGUUUGGACACAGUCUUCUCUUGGCUGCUCUCCUGCCUUGGGCUACCUUCUCUAAUGUGUAUGCCGCCGCCGCCACUUAACUAAGUGAUUGGAAUGGGUUGAGAGUCAUAAUUUAUAUUAAAAACCUGGUGGACUUUUAAGAUACAUUUUUCCAAUAAAAGAAUUAAGCAAAAAUA
Messenger RNA from Onychomys torridus (southern grasshopper mouse), 3371 nucleotides. It is a transcript of the gene Cdc42se1, whose product is annotated as CDC42 small effector 1. Gene Ontology annotation, molecular function: small GTPase binding. Gene Ontology annotation, biological process: regulation of Rho protein signal transduction. Gene Ontology annotation, cellular component: plasma membrane. The coding region runs from base 914 to 1153 and encodes 79 amino acids. Lineage: Eukaryota; Metazoa; Chordata; Mammalia; Rodentia; Cricetidae. The record is from RefSeq and is a predicted model, not a curated record. The transcript is spliced from 5 exons.